UUCUAGCGAAUCGUGAGGCAAUAUUGAAAAUACUCUGCCGGCUCACCAUCUUCGUGUAUGUUAUAUUAUUGGUUUCAAAUGUUGGCACAAGGCUGGCAAUUUCGGGAGAGAAGUUAGAUAGAUUGCAUCGACCCCUGUGUUUAACUGAUAAUUAUUUUAUCGUCCUCCAAGGGAAUGAAAGGCAAAGUCGACCCCGGCAGCAUUUGAGCCCAAAAUGUAAAGACUAACGAAAUGCAGCUGUUUUUGCUCGAUGUGCUAACGAUUCUACUGGUUAACCGCCUUCUUGUAUGUUAUAGUAUGAGUCAGACAUUUUAAGCAGCCAGCUGGAAGAAUCGUGGGCACGCCAGGCAAAAUGCUUAACGGCAUUUUGUCUGUGUUUACGUUUUGAGUUCAAACUCUGCCGAGGUCAGCUUUACCUUUCAUCCUUUCUGAGUCGAUAAAAUAAGUACCAGUUGAACACUGGGGUCGAUGUAAUUGACUUGCACCGCUCCUGAAAUUGCUGGCCUUGAGCCAAAAUUUGAAACCAAUAUCAUAACAUAGUUCUUCAGACGUCCUACAAUCACUUCCUAUCAGCUCUCUACAGUGACUUCCUAUCAACUCUCUAGUAAACGUCUCCAACACAGCAGCAACAUUUGUAAGUUAGCCUACUAACCCAUCAGCAAUGUGCACAUGUGUUUAUUUGCCUUCGUAUUAUAUUUCUCAUAAAUAUGGAGAUUUUACAUUGGUAGCACUACCCGUACCCUACACUUUCGAAUUAAAUAACACAUUUAUACAAAUACCUCCUUUGUCAAAAAGAAUCUGGAAAAAUGCCAUAACAUAGAGAUAACGGUGGUUACCAAAGCCAUAAAAUGAAAUAUUUGAAAUCUGAGGAGUAAACAAAUCAUUUUGAUUUAAAAAGAAAAAAGUUUAAUCAGUAUUAUUAAUAGUAGAAUUAUCUAAACAACACUGAUUGGCUGAUUUCAUUAACACAAAAAGUCAGCAUCUGCCACAAAUUCUCCCCAAGAUUUUACCGUUCAAAAUGUAACUGAUUCCUUAUUUUAACUUGUUAUGAUUUUGACUCUUCUGAUAAUUUGGAAAUUGAUUUUUAAAUCUACAAGGCUAUCAGCAGUAAAUGGGUAGAUAUAAAACUGGCUUACUUAAUCAGAAACUCUCCUGUUGAAAUUACUAACGAAAGGACAUUUUUCGAACACAGAGACUUAAACAUGGCGGCCAAUUUCACCAUUCGCAAUACACGCAUGCGAGAUCCAUUUCACUAAAUGCAAUAUCUGCUAUACCGGUCGUAUGGUUCAGGAGCUUUUAUAUCCUAAUACAAAAACAUCUCCCCACAUGGGCAUAUCCUUCAAAAAUCUCUGCAACACAUACAGCCACGGGAAAAUGGACAUUGAUAUCAGCAUCAAAGUCGCAUAAGUAACUUGGAAAUGAAUUGUAUAACCCAAGUUUAUACAAUUUUACAACUCAACACGCUAUCUUUGAAAUUUAUUCACACAACGCCACGAGGCUAACUUAAGCUGAAAAUUAUUUUCUCUCCUUAUUUUGUCUUCGUGUACAUUUGGGAAGAGUUAUUCUAACUAAAAUAUCAGGAUUAUUAAACAUCUUUAAGAUGCAGCAGUUAUGAAAUAACUUAUUCAAAGGAAAGAUUGUAUUACUGCAAAUACAGAAACAGUCUUGAUACCAGUAGGCACCAGAAGGAUGCUAAUACGAGUGUAACUAUCGCAAGUUUAUCCUGGAUACAUCAGAAUUUAACAAUGAUACUGAAGAUGGUACAUUACUUCAAGAAUAUCUUACAGAUCCUUUUGAUAGCGCUUGGAAACGAAGUUAUUCAACGAUCAUGUUGUUCGGUGGAAAACUCUGAAUGUUAUCCAUCACUGUGUGAUGCUGAAAGUCUGCAACGAAGAUGUUCUUGUCAUCAGUAUUGUAAUCUAUAUAAAGAAUGUUGUUCAGACGUGAUCGGUGAUACAUUAAUUGAACAUGGAACAUCGUCAAUAGAUUACAGAUGCAAGAAAAUUAAUGAUGAUGAAUUAGACAGCUAUUUUCUAUUUGACCGCUGUCCUAGCGACCAUUCAAUUAAAAAACAUGUCACUUACUGUGAAACACCGGACGAGAAUGACCGAUUAUACAACAUACCCGCUUUGGGAAAACGAACUAAAAGACUUUACAGGAAUUUGUUCUGUGCUCUGUGUAACGGAGAGGAAUACAUAUUAUGGACAGUUCACUACAAAUGUAAUCAUAAAAUGGAUAUAGAUUUAUCACUCUUCCCUCACAUACUGAGAAAUAAUCACUGUAAUGUAUCGAUCGAAGCACCAUUGAACUUUAGCGAUUACCAAUAUCCAUGUACUGAUUAUGUUUCAAGCUGUCCCCUAAAAGUUACCAAUGCGUCUUUAGUUUCUUCUUGUGCGUUUGGACCAAUGGCAAUUGUAAGAUCAAAUGGUACAAAUUUUAGGAACAUUCACUGCGCCAUCUGUAAUGGUGUUGAUAUUAAUGAUAUUGACUGUAAUGUAACUAUUUUCAUAGAAAAGUCAUAUAAUAUAAAAGUGUAUAGUCGAACAGUAAUAUUUAAUUACUAUAAUAACACUGUUGAAAUAUUAAAUGCAAAUAAUGAAAGAGAUUAUUUGAAAGAAGUGCCCUCUUGUUCGCAUGGAUUUGUUUAUGAUGAAAUAAAGAAUGAAUGCCGAGCAGUUGACUUUAGCUCCAUCUUAAAUUGUACAACAAAACGACUGAAAGAAUUUGAGUAUCAUUUCACUAGUGAUGGAUCUCUCUAUCUGAAUUCUUCCCAAACUUUGUUAAACCAGUCACAAUUCAAUCGAGAUCCUCAAGGAAUAAAUAUUUGUAAAAAUGAUAGUAAUGACAUGAUCCCAGGAUAUAUUUACGCUGUGAGUUAUAUAGUAUUAGUGGGCCUAGUGACCUCUGUUCUUGCUCUAUCGAUUACAGUUAUAGUUUAUCUCUGUAUACGGGAACUCCGUACAAUACCAGGUAAACUAUUCAUUAGUUAUUUAUCAUCAUUGUGCAUCGCAGAAUUUCUCUAUCUUAUCUCACAGGAAAUUGCAUCAAAUUCUAUGUGUAUAGCAUUCGCUGUUCUAAAGCAUUAUUUCUCCCUGGCGGCUUUCUUCUGGAUGAAUGUCAUGUCAUUUGAUUCCUGGUACACUUUCUCGGGAUUUACACCGCUUCGAGGUACAGAAAAAAAUGCAACGAAACUAAUCUAUUAUUCUAUAUAUGCCUGGAUAUGUCCCCUUGUAAUUGUAACAGUGUCACUCAUAUUUCAGUAUGCACCUGGGGACAAUGGACUUUCUCCAGAAUAUGGGAAGAAACGGUUUUGCUGGAUCACAAAUAUAAAAUUUCGAUUGUGGUUUUUUUCAGGCCCAAUAAUAAUAAUUUUAUUACUUAAUAUAUUGGCUUUCAUACUCACUGCCAGAGGUAUCUAUAUAGUGAGUAAAAACUCAUCAAAAUAUCUCGCAGUAAAAAGUAAAAAGAAGCUUAAGAUUUAUUUGAAAUUAAGCCUUCUAAUGGGGAUACCAUGGAUAUUUACACUUCCCCCCUUCGACGAAAUCCCUGAAGUUCUUCUCACUGCUUCUAUCUUUAAUUCGUUUGAUGGAUUAUUAAUUAGCAUAGCACUGUUAUCAACUAAAAAAGUUAGACGUUAUUUUCGACUGAAAUUCUCUCGUCACUGUUACAAAUGUAAUGAUGUUGACAUUUCUACAAGUUCUGACUAUUAAUUCUGAAACAAUGCUCAUAAUUAGUGUACU
Messenger RNA from Octopus bimaculoides (California two-spot octopus), 3740 nucleotides. RefSeq lists its product as uncharacterized. Gene Ontology annotation, molecular function: G protein-coupled receptor activity. Gene Ontology annotation, cellular component: membrane. Lineage: Eukaryota; Metazoa; Mollusca; Cephalopoda; Octopoda; Octopodidae. The record is from RefSeq and is a predicted model, not a curated record. Gene Ontology annotation, biological process: G protein-coupled receptor signaling pathway; cell surface receptor signaling pathway.